Myxozyma melibiosi is the source of this 497-nucleotide messenger RNA. RefSeq lists its product as uncharacterized. The transcript has a single exon. The record is from RefSeq and is a predicted model, not a curated record. NCBI's taxonomy places the organism in Eukaryota, Fungi, Ascomycota, Lipomycetes, Lipomycetales, Lipomycetaceae. Bases 58 to 312 code for a protein of 84 amino acids.
CCCCCACUGGCGCGUCGGCCUACUCCUGUGCUGGCUACUCACUCCUCUCCUGAAAUUAUGCUCAACGCUUGUGUGCUCCAACUACUCACUGAUCUGCCGAAUGCUUUCGCUUUCGAGGUACUCCUCAUUCUUUCCAUUGUUUCAUGCUCGCUUGUCUUGCUCUUUGCUCUCGUCGCUGCUAUUUGCCUACUUUUCAUUCCACACACUUCACACUUUGUUCAAGGCCAGUUCCUCACACUACCCUUCCUUAUCUCAGCGCUUGCACUUCCUGGCCUUCUCACUUCACUUCAACGUUCCGCGCCGAUUCCCUGACCAGUCCUUUCAAGUGAUCGUCAUCUUUUUUACAGCCGCGUCCACGUGUGACUGGCUUUCACACAGUCUCAGACCAAGUGCGCGCACUCUCCCAACACAAGAGUAUUCCGAACUCGUCAAACGCAUAGAACUGAACGCUCUUCAACCGAGCCGCCUCAACGCCCAACUGCACUGCUUUGUUUUCU